Molecule: messenger RNA, 2150 nt
Organism: Cajanus cajan (pigeon pea)
Lineage: Eukaryota; Viridiplantae; Streptophyta; Magnoliopsida; Fabales; Fabaceae
Product: calcium-dependent protein kinase 2
Biological process (GO): protein phosphorylation
Molecular function (GO): protein kinase activity; ATP binding; calcium ion binding
Source: RefSeq, a predicted model, not a curated record
AUAAUCUUCCAAAACACAAUAACCACCAACCACCACCUUUCCAUUCCCACCUUAUAUAUCUCUCUCUCACACAUACUCUCUCUCUUUCCUUCAUAACAUUUUGACACAAUUUUGGUUUCCCUCCCUUCAUUCCUCAAUGGGCAACUGUUGCUCUCAAGGCAACGCUGCCGAUGGCCCGGAGGACAACAUGGCCGCCAAUGACAAGGGAGAAACCAACCAACAAGGUAGCAACCAUGGCAAAAAUGACAACGACAAUAAUAAUGACACCGGGGACACUACUACAACCACCCCACCAUCAACAUCAGCGCCACCAACCUCGGCCUCCCCGCCAGCUACUUCCAAACCCACGAAGCCCUCCGCCAUGGGUCCAGUCCUCGAACGGCCCAUGGAGGAUGUGAGGGCUACGUACACCAUUGGGAAGGAGCUGGGGAGAGGCCAGUUUGGUGUGACACAUUUGUGCACGGACAAAGCAACGGGGCAGCAAUUUGCAUGCAAAACAAUUGCCAAGAGGAAGCUUGUGAACAAGGAGGACAUAGAGGACGUGAGAAGAGAGGUACAAAUCAUGCACCACCUUUCGGGUCAACCUAACAUUGUGGAACUAAAGGGUGCAUAUGAGGACAAACAAUCGGUGCAUUUGGUCAUGGAGCUUUGUGCGGGUGGUGAACUUUUUGAUCGUAUCAUUGCUAAGGGACACUACACUGAACGUGCUGCGGCUUCCUUGUUGAGAACCAUUGUGCAAAUUGUUCAUACUUUCCAUUCCAUGGGUGUCAUUCAUAGAGAUCUUAAGCCUGAGAAUUUCCUCUUGUUGAGCAAGGAUGAAAAUGCACCCCUCAAGGCCACGGAUUUUGGUCUAUCCGUCUUCUUCAAAGAAGGAGAGACGUUCAAAGACAUUGUUGGUAGUGCAUAUUACAUUGCUCCCGAGGUUUUGAAGAGGAAAUAUGGGCCAGAAGUUGACAUAUGGAGUGUUGGUGUCAUGCUAUACAUUCUUCUUUGUGGUGUUCCUCCAUUUUGGGCAGAAUCCGAACAUGGUAUAUUCAAUGCCAUCCUAAGAGGCCACAUAGAUUUUACAAGCGAUCCAUGGCCUUCAAUUUCACCUGCAGCAAAAGAUCUUGUGAGGAAAAUGUUGAAUUCAGACGCCAAACAGAGGCUGACAGCAUUCGAAGUUCUAAAUCAUCCAUGGAUCAUGGAGGAUGGAGAAGCACCAGAUAAACCACUUGACAAUGCUGUGCUGAAUAGGCUCAAACAAUUCAGAGCAAUGAACCAAUUCAAGAAAGUUGCUCUAAGGGUUAUUGCCGGAUGCCUAUCAGAAGAAGAAAUCAUGGGUUUGAAGGAAAUGUUCAGGGGAAUGGACACUGACAACAGUGGAACCAUUACAAUUGAAGAACUCAAGCAAGGGCUUGCAAAGCAAGGGACAAAGCUGACAGAACAAGAAGUUAAGCAAUUAAUGGAAGCUGCUGAUGCUGAUGGCAAUGGAACCAUAGAUUACGACGAGUUCAUCACGGCAACAAUGCAGAUGAACCGUUUGAACAGAGAAGAACAUCUUUACACUGCCUUCCAAUACUUUGAUAAAGACAAUAGCGGGUUCAUUACCAUUGAAGAACUAGAACAAGCUCUCCGCGAGUUUAACAUGCAUGAUGGCAGGGACAUCAAGGAAAUCCUUCAAGAAGUUGAUGGAGAUAAUGAUGGUCUCAUUAACUAUGAUGAGUUUACGGCUAUGAUGAGAAAAGGAAAUCCAGAAAUUAUGACAAAGAAGAGGCGUGAUUCAAUGCCUUUGUCUUAGUGGGGGGACUAUGAGGGAAGAUGUGAAAGGGUUCUUCUGUUUUCAGUCCUUGGUUUUCUUCAGUGGGGAAGCUGUUGGGUGAAGUAAAGAAUGAUCAUGGACUGCAUUGCAUCAUGGCUUUGUUGGUUGGGAGGGGAUAUAGAUGAGGAAUGGGACAAGGGUUGAAACAAAAAUCUAAAAAGAAAUGAGGGAAGGGGAGACAAGAACAAACUAAUCUUUGAGAAAUGUUAAGAUACACUAGGUGGUUGGUUGGUUAACAUUUUUUUUUUCUUUUGCUUUUUCCUUACCUGUGAAAAAUUGUAACAUGUCAUGUAUUGGUAUUGCUUCUCACAUAAUUAGGAAUCAAAAAAGGGUGAUUGUUUAUGUAUUA